Folsomia candida is the source of this 3987-nucleotide messenger RNA. RefSeq lists its product as uncharacterized. Lineage: Eukaryota; Metazoa; Arthropoda; Collembola; Entomobryomorpha; Isotomidae. The transcript has 11 exons. The record is from RefSeq and is a predicted model, not a curated record. Bases 261 to 3302 code for a protein of 1013 amino acids.
GGCUGGAGAAGUCGAGCGAUUUUCGUUGCAUUGCAAUAAUUGACAAUCCACACGAUCAGUCGUGGAAAACUUGUAAAUUGUUUUAUACUACGUUGUCUGAGAUAGUUUUAUGAAUUGACAAGACAAUCUGAUAGGACUCAUCUUCUUUUCCAGUCAUCCUCUCGGCCAUCAACAAAGCGACGGCAUUCAUACAGUGUGGCGCAUUGCGCAUAUAUUGAAGAUAUUCAUUUGCGCCACGUUUGGAUUGAUCCAUCACCACGAUGGACGCCGUGCUUCAGCCUGGGACAUCGGCGAACAAGAAUCUGGAGACUGAUGGGCGAAGUAGAUUAAAAGUAGGGGAUGAAGUUUGUCGUUUAGUUGAAGACGAACUAGUAUUCGGUACUAUUCAAUAUAAAAAGGACAAACAAUCUGCUUCCGAGGAUAAGUCCUCAAACAAGGAUGAUGAAACGUGGGUAGUUAAAUGGAUUCAUGAUCCAAGCAUGUCUGUCGAUGCAGAGGCGAGUGGCAGGGACUUGAUUCCAACUGACCGUGCAAUUUACAAAGGGUCUCGAGUACGAAUGGGGGAAAAGCGUGGAAUGUGUCGCGCUGUCUUGCAUAAGGCAGAUGUGCGCAUUCUUGGAACAAAUUCGGUCCUACAGGCUGUAAAUAUUGAAGAAUUUUCACACUUGAAAGAGUUUACACAAAAGUCUGUGGUCCACUAUAAUGGAUGGCUUGGAAUCGUCCAAUUAUGCGAGAGGAAAGUUUCUAUUCGUCUUAGUGAUGGCUCUCUUUCAUUGUAUGAUCUCAACACUGUCCUUCCAACUGGUCAGUUCCGUCUCGAGACACACUGGAUAAAUGAAACAGUAGCCAACUUUUGUUUGAAUGGAGGAAUACUUAUUAAACGUAAACCACAAGAAGCUUCAGACUCGCUUUCAGUGAUCUCCCCCCCACAAGAAACAGACACCGAGGGAGAACCAUUUGCCAAGAAGGCAAAAGGAAUAGGGUUUAUCCGAGAUCUUCAAGUGGAAAGCGUCAAAGUUCAAUGGCUUCAUCAAAUCGAUCCAAGUUUUCCCGAUAAGCCAAGACAAGAAUUCAAAGAAGGGCGUCAGUUACAACUUGUUAAAGAAAAUGUUUCAGUUGAUGAUGCAUCCUUUUCAUUUGAAGUUGGAAACUUGGGUCGGAUUCGAGCAAGAAAGUUUUCAGACGAAUAUCUCCGAUGGGACGCUUGGCAGAAGAAGUUUGCAGCACAGAACAUUUCUACCAAGAUGGCGACGCAGCUAAGGUCUGGAUUGGAGUAUGAGAAAUCUGUGCGUAGCAAAUAUUGGAGAGCAUAUAAUAGGAAUGCUGGGGAUGAACUAAUCGGCGUUGGUGCUUCUGGUGGUGGGGACGAUAAUAAAGAGAACGUACAAGGAUGCAUUGACAAUGAAAGAAAAGAGGGAGGCAGUGGUGACGAGGUUGAGCAGUUUGUUUUAGUUGAGAUUGCACAUAUUUCAACAAUUCCAGAUAUUGUGUGGGAGGACAAUACAUCAGAGCUUCCAUCUUCCUCCCUCGAUCUUGAAAUAACUGACGACACAAUAUUCAAUGAUGCCGAGCCAUGUCCUGGCGAUUUUAUAACUUCUCGACACCUACCGUAUCCAGUCGACAAGACUUAUUGCGUGGUCCUCCGCCAAGAAUUUACAAGUACUGGGGUGAAAAGCUUGGUCGUCAGAGUUCUCGAUACUGAGAUUCCAGGAAAAGUUGUAGCGGACCAGGCCUCCAUCGUUGCAGCGGAUCUCCGUCUUUCAGCUUCAGUAAAAUUUGUGGAACGGCACCCUGUUUUUCAGUAUUUCAACGAAAGCAACACUAUUGUUGUCGUAAAUGAGGAAAGCCCUGGUGGUAAUAAGAUACGAAUUGGGAAUGUUAUGAGGACAAACCUCUUGGGUAAAGUUAACGUGAGGUUCUUGGAAGGAGGUUCUAAUUACAAGGAGGAGUGGAUAUGGCCUCAAAUUUGUGCUAUCUACUCGGCAAAAGGAUUUGACCUGGAGUGUGUCAAAAGUCACGUGGUGGACAGUGAUUCAAGUAUCGAGUUUGAAAUGAAGGUUCGUAGCGUGUUGGAAAUGCUGGAUAACAAAGUGGAUCUAGUCUGGAAAAAUGCGUCAAAGUCAGAAAAAGAUUUUGCAGUUUCGUUGAAAGAAUUCGAUUUUAUUUUCAACCAAUACAAGGCUAUCUGCGUCCGCGCAUCUCAACCCUUCACUCACACUGCUUAUAACGCGCUCACUGCGCACCUUUCCCACCCGAUUGGUGUUGAUGGCCGUCUAUCCUAUCUGAAAGGCAACGAUGUUCUAAUUCAGCUUGUCAGUUCUGCCGUCAAAGAAAUCGUUGCAAACGCACAUGCUGUACUCGGAAUUAAUAAUGACGCUCAAUCUUCCGAGGUGGAAAUGAUUGAUUUAACUAAAACUGAGGGUAAUAUUGGUGUCACCGACCCAUUAGAGAAAAUUUUUGCCGAGACCAUUGCCCUCCUCGAACAUCAUCCCGUUUCUCAUCAUUAUUCCCGAUCGACUGAAUUUAAACCGGAUCACGGGGCAAGUUUCAAAAAAUCCGUAGCGGAAGAAUUUGACCGGCUCAAGAGAAUUUGCUCCACUGAGACAAAAGCGGAAAUGGGCAUAUUGUCAAGAUGUUUUGAAGACAGAAUGGACCUACUUUCCUUUGUUAUUCGUGGUCCAGAGGAGACGCCCUAUGAAAAUAGCCUGUAUCUUUUUGACGCUUAUCUGCCGUCCAAUUAUCCAAAUGUUCCGCCAAAGUUUCACUUUCAUGCUUUCAGAGCAGGUAGACUUAAUCCGAACCUUUAUGCCGAAGGAAAGGUUUGUGUAUCUUUACUUGGGACAUGGGAAGGAAGAGAUGAGCGUGAAAAGUGGACAAAGGAUUCUAACAUUGUUCAAAUCUUGAUAUCAAUUCAGGGACUUAUACUGGUUAAGGAACCUUUCCAUAAUGAACCAGGAUAUGAGGUCAACCAGUUCAAUGCCGACAGCUCAAACGUACAACGUCGGAACUAUAACACUGUGCUGAUGCCACUGAUCGUUAAAAUGAUGAUAAAUCAGAUUACCUUCGGAAUGGAGCCAUUUACUGAACAGAUCAAUGAUUUCUAUCGUCUGCAAGUGCCCAUUUUCCUUGCUCGCUGGCGCAGAUGGUUAAAAGUUACUAAGAAAUCUGAGUUGGAGAAUGGGAGUAAACCACCUGCUUUUGAAUUGUAUCCUAUCGAUUCCAACUUCAAACGUGUUAUGACAGAAGAGCUGGAUAGUUUGGAGAAACUAUGGAAAGACAAAUUGUCCAAGUCAAGCACGUGAAGAUAAUCAAUCAGUCUAAUUCUAUUCCAUUGAUUGGACGCUCAAAUUCUUAUAUUUUGUAAUAUUUGAAGUAGGAAAGUUUAGCCUGAAUCUGAAAUAUUUUUUUCAUAUUCAUAUUUAAAUUCACAGUGACCAAUGAAAUUGUAUGCAUUCAAGUUUUGUACCUUAAAGUAUAAUCAUAAAAACUGAAAAAUGAGACUUUAGUACAUAUGCAAUUAGACAAUAUAUAUACUUAGAAUAAAUAGCUUUGCAACAAAUUUGAUAGAAGAAAGCUGUGUUAUGUAUGUACCCUUGAUUAUGAAAAGCGCCAGUAAAUUUUAUGAGGCCUUUAUUCAUAUUGCAAGAUUGAAUUAUCACUUUGCAGGUUUCAAAGUCCUGUACAUAAUUAAUUUAUAGUAACAAAAUAUAUGAACCAGAUAAAUCUAAGCUCAUUCGUUAGAUUUGAUACAUUUUAGCACCGACUACUGUGAUAGCUUUGGAAUUAAACUCAUCGUUAGUACAAAAUUUGUGAAAAAUACUUUUUACAUAAAUUAGUUUUAACGAUUUCAUGAAAAACUAGUUGUCUUAUUUAAAUAAUUUACGUCUUAGGCAAUCUUGUUGCAUACAGUAUUUCAGACUUUUAGUUACUACUAAUGAUAAUCAGUCUUAAUUGACCAUGAAUUAAUUGGAUGUAAUAAUACAAAAA